AUGGUGAAGUACUCGAGGGAUCCGUCCAACCCGACCAAGUCGGCCAAGGCCUGUGGCAAGGAUCUCAGGGUCCACUUCAAGAACACACGCGAGACAGCGUUUGCUCUUCGCAGGAUGCCUUUGGGCAAGGCUAAGAGGUACCUUGAGGAUGUUCUCGCUCACAAGCAAGCGAUUCCCUUCCGGAGAUACUGCAGAGGUGUGGGUCGUACCGCGCAAGUAAAGAACCACCAGCCAAAUGGGCAGGGUCGCUGGCCUGCAAAGUCGGCCCAGUUCGUGUUGGAUUUGCUGAAGAAUGCUGAGAGUAACGCUGAGGUUAAAGGCUUGGACGUCGACAACCUCUACAUUUCACACAUCCAGGUGAACCAAGCCCAAAAGCAGAGGCGCCGUACAUACCGUGCUCAUGGACGCAUCAAUCCUUACAUGUCCAACCCCUGCCACAUUGAGCUGAUCUUGUCAGAGAAGGAAGAGCCUGUGAAGAAGGAGGCUGACAACGUCGUCGCACCAAGGAAAGCUAUCUAA
Triticum turgidum subsp. durum (durum wheat) is the source of this 519-nucleotide messenger RNA. The record is from the annotation of a GenBank genome assembly. NCBI's taxonomy places the organism in Eukaryota, Viridiplantae, Streptophyta, Magnoliopsida, Poales, Poaceae.